Trichomycterus rosablanca is the source of this 868-nucleotide messenger RNA. RefSeq names its product proteasome 20S subunit beta 3 (gene psmb3). The coding region runs from base 137 to 754 and encodes 205 amino acids. The transcript is spliced from 6 exons. The record is from RefSeq and is a predicted model, not a curated record. Lineage: Eukaryota; Metazoa; Chordata; Actinopteri; Siluriformes; Trichomycteridae. Gene Ontology annotation, cellular component: proteasome core complex; proteasome core complex, beta-subunit complex. Gene Ontology annotation, biological process: proteasome-mediated ubiquitin-dependent protein catabolic process.
AACAAGACUCUGCUGAAGGAAAUUGUGUAGUCACUGUGUGUUUAGUUACCGGUUGGCACGCUGGUAUAAGUUGGUUUAUUGAUCUUAUUUUAUAUAUUUAGUUUGCUUGCGGUUUGCCCUCCUUAUUACCGGCAACAUGUCUAUUAUGUCAUAUAACGGAGGGGCCGUCAUGGCUAUGCGUGGAAAGAAUUGCGUUGCAAUUGCAGCUGAUAGAAGGUUUGGUAUCCAGGCUCAGAUGGUAACCACAGACUUUCAGAAGGUCUUUCCUAUGGGUGAUCAACUAUACAUCGGCUUGGCUGGACUGGCCACAGAUGUGCAGACAGUAUCACAACGGCUUAAAUUCCGACUUAACCUUUAUGAGCUAAAGGAGGGUCGUCAGAUCAAGCCCAAGACCUUCAUGAGCAUGGUGUCCAACCUUUUGUAUGAGAGGAGGUUUGGACCCUACUACAUUGAGCCUGUCAUUGCUGGUCUGGACCCGAAAACAUUUGAACCUUUCAUCUGUUCAUUGGACCUGAUUGGUUGCCCCAUGGUAACAGAAGAUUUCGUUGUCAGUGGCACUUGCUCAGAGCAGAUGUAUGGGAUGUGUGAGUCAUUAUGGGAGCCUGACAUGGAGCCAGAUGACCUUUUCGAGACCAUUUCCCAGGCAAUGCUGAAUGCUGUAGACAGAGAUGCUGUUUCUGGUAUGGGAGUGGUAGUGCAUGUUAUUGAAAAAGAUAAAAUCACCACUCGAACCCUGAAGGCCAGAAUGGACUAGAUUUCCUACUCCUCUCACAUUUUUUGUAUUGUAAUAGAACAAUAAUAGAAUAUACCAAUUGCCUCUGUUUAUUCUUUCCAAUUGAUCUUUCAAUAAACCAUUCUACACUUUCAA